Molecule: messenger RNA, 3167 nt
Organism: Choloepus didactylus (southern two-toed sloth)
Lineage: Eukaryota; Metazoa; Chordata; Mammalia; Pilosa; Megalonychidae
Gene: TGIF2
Product: TGFB induced factor homeobox 2
Exons: 3
Coding region: 216-929 (237 amino acids)
Biological process (GO): regulation of transcription by RNA polymerase II
Molecular function (GO): DNA-binding transcription factor activity, RNA polymerase II-specific; RNA polymerase II cis-regulatory region sequence-specific DNA binding
Source: RefSeq, a predicted model, not a curated record
GAGGGGAGGAGAGGGGAUCUGACGUCAGGCCGUGAGGUGCUUUCCAGCCCCGAGCUGUCAGGCCGAGUGUCAGGCCGGGCAGGUACGCUGCACGCUCCGCCGGCGCCCCCCGCCUCCCGCCCGGACGCCCGGGACAGAGCCCAAGGCCGCGUGGGCCGGAAAGACGCUCGGAAAAGCUUGCCCGAGACCCAUCCUAGCCACUAGACACCUCCACCAUGUCGGACAGUGAUCUAGGCGAGGACGAAGGCCUCCUCUCUCUGGCGGGCAAGAGGAAGCGGAGAGGGAACCUGCCCAAGGAAUCAGUGAAGAUCCUCCGGGACUGGCUGUACCUGCACCGUUACAACGCCUAUCCCUCAGAGCAAGAGAAGCUGAGCCUUUCUGGACAGACCAACCUGUCAGUGCUGCAGAUAUGUAACUGGUUCAUCAAUGCCCGGCGGCGGCUUCUCCCAGACAUGCUUCGGAAGGAUGGCAAAGACCCUAACCAGUUCACCAUUUCCCGCCGUGGGAGCAAAGCCUCAGAUGUGACCCUCCCCCGGGGCAACAGCUCCUCAGUGCUGGCUGUAUCCGUACCUACCCCUACCAAUGUGCUCUCCUUGUCUGUGUGCUCUGUGCCGCUCCACCCAGGCCAGGGGGAGAAGCCAGCCGCCCCCUUCCCACAGGGGGAGCUAGAGCCACCCAAGACCGUGUUGACUCCUGGUAGCACACUCACCCUGCUGACAAGGGCUGAGGCCGGCAGCCCCACAGGUGGACUCUUCAACACACCACCGCCCACGCCUCCAGAGCAGGACAAGGAGGACUUCAGCAGCUUCCAGCUGUUGGUGGAGGUGGCGCUACAGAGGGCUGCUGAGAUGGAGCUUCAGAAGCAGCAGGACCCAUCACCUCCCUUACUGCACACUCCCAUCCCCUUAGUCUCUGAAAACCCCAAGUAGGCAUCUGCUAGCAGGGUGCUCAAGGCUUGAGCCAGCUGUCCUGGGUUUCCAUUUUGGUUCCCUUUCAUACAGAGGGUUUUCUGUGGAUCCCUGCCAAACAUCAGGAUUGUCUCUUCUGUCCGGAAGUCUUCAGCAGGAAACACCAACUGGUGUCAUUGCACUGUGAUGGGGACCUUCCUGAGCUGACUCUGUCAUUUUUCCAGGCCUCCUCACAGUAUUGGAAUCAAGAGAUGGGAGAUAGACAUGGUGCUGCUGCUUCUCCAGGAAUCCCCGGGACACCUCUGUUCCCAUCGGGUUUCCUGGGCUGGCCUCAGGGAACCUGCCAAGUUCAGAUCUAUGCUGGUCCCAAGUUGCCCUUGAGCUGGGCCUCUGUUAAGCCAGGUGUGGACAUUCCAAGACCCUAAGUGUGAACAAAAGAGAAACUCAGCACAUGUAACGGAACCGACUCCAGUUGAAUGUUUAGUUUUCGCUAAACUAUUGUUUUUCCCUUUUUGCUGUGGUUUGCAUUAAUGGGAGUAGUUAUCCCUGGUAUGGGGAAUGAGCGAGUGCCUUGCAUGAUGGAAUCUGAUGAACUGGGAAAGAUCCACCACUGCAACUGGUGACUGUUUUUACAAGGAAGUGAGUACUUUUUUGGGGGGACCAGCUAUAUCUCUGUAGUAGUGCGAAAAUUCCAAACAGUUGUUUUGUUGGUUGUUUGGUUUACCAAAAAAAAACAAAAGAAAAAAACAACUUAUGGGUUCUUCCUUUUCUGCAUCAGGCGCAGAAAGGGACAAAGCCACAGCCAAGAGGAAGGGUUCAAUAGAGAAUCUGACCAAAACUAGGCACAGAGCAGAGAAGCAUGAUAAAUCCAGAGAAGUUUUUUUUGUUGUUUUUUAUUCUAUUUUUUGGGGGGUGUAUGUGAUAUAAACUAGACUGAGGCAGUGGGUUUUCUUCUCUAUAAAGUUUUGCCUCCAUUAUUCCUGAAUGCUUUGCCCUGCAGCCUGAGUUUGGAAUUCCUUUAGGAUACUAGGGCCGGAAUGUCAAAAGCAGCUCCUCCUUGGAGAGAAGUGAGCCAUCUAGUGGUCAGGCAGCCCUCCUAUCUGAACAGGCAGCUUUUCCAACAAUGGUGGCAGGAAACCAUUCCUGGAGGGAGCAGAUAAUAGCACCCCAGGUCCCUAGGGAACUGCCACCAGAGGAGGCUGGAAUUGGAAAUUGGUUAUGAAGCCUGUUUGCUGUGUCUUUGUGUUGCACCUUUCUUUAAACUGGAGUUGCACUUGCUCUGAACAUCAGUGAAACAAAUCACAGUUGGUCUUACUAUUCUCCCUCCCCAAACUUCCCUGCAUUUUUUUUUCCUGCUGUUUCAUUGCUGAGAAAGUUGAACAGCACUAUACCCCCUCCAUAUAUAUCCUAAGAAACACUAACCCUAGGUUAUUAGUAGCCUAAAUAAUUUUGUUCUGAAUAACAUUGUUACUUGGGCCAAGAGACAGGUCAGGGCCCCGGCCUGUAGUUUCUUGAAAUUGCCAGGUGUCAGGCACAAUGUAUGUGUGGGAGGGUGAGUUCCUGGGUUUCCUGGGUGUUGACUGAUGUGGGUGGGCCUGGCCAGGAGGAAGGCAGCAACAUGUCUCCUGUCCUUUCUGGGAAGAUCCCCGGAACCCUCAGGGAGGCUCCUCCCCCUUCUCCUGAGUGGCCUGGCCUAUCCGUUGUUGUAGGGGAUCACUUAUUAAAAGAGGGAGUUUUUCUCUUUGAGGGUGGGCAAGUUUCCUAUGCGUUCUUUUGCCUCCCUCAGCCUUUUCCUCCUGUGCCCUCUCCUUGUGUGCCCCAGGGGGAUCAGGGAUCCUCACCCUCCUGAGGCCUAGCUGGGGAAAAUAAACAUGGCAGCUUCAGGUUUAGCUGAAGUUGCCAUUUGCCCAGCCUCUUCCACCCCGCCCAUGUAUGUGAGCCCAGGCCUGGUGUGCUUGUUGCAGGAUGCUGAUAGUAGGGGACUCAGUGUAUGGGGUUGGGGUAGUAUUUCCCCUUCUCACAAUGCACUGAGCAGUAGAGGUGGUGGGUGGAGGGGCCAUGCUGCUGAAUUCUGGUUGGCAUUCUGCCUCUGUGAGAAAUGGGGUAGCUGGGGUAGGGCAGCCUCUGUUUGGGUUUGGUUGUGAGAUAAACCUGGAAAAGAGGCAUAGUUGUCUAGUUGAAUUAUUUGAGCAAAAAACUACUGUAAAUAACUUUUAUUUUUGUCUUUUGUCAAAUAAAGUUUUUUUUGUUGUUGUUAAA